This is a messenger RNA of Nakaseomyces glabratus, 1428 nucleotides long. It is a transcript of the gene APM4, whose product is annotated as Apm4p. Gene Ontology annotation, cellular component: cytoplasmic vesicle; AP-2 adaptor complex. Gene Ontology annotation, biological process: clathrin-dependent endocytosis; intracellular protein transport. NCBI's taxonomy places the organism in Eukaryota, Fungi, Ascomycota, Saccharomycetes, Saccharomycetales, Saccharomycetaceae. The record is from RefSeq and is a predicted model, not a curated record. Gene Ontology annotation, molecular function: clathrin-cargo adaptor activity.
AUGAUCAGUGCAGUGCUUGUUUUUUCCAGCAGAGGGGAGUUGAUAGUGUCGAAGUUCUUCAAGAACAACUUGAAGCGGUCCAUCUCUGACAUAUUCCGCAUUCAAGUGAUUAAUAAUCUGGAUGUGCGGUCUCCGAUUCUAACGCUGGGGUCUACCACUUUCCAGCAUAUACGGUCCAAUGUUCACGGCGAUGAUUUGUGGCUUGUGUCUGUGACUCGGAGCAACAUCAAUUGCGGUGCAGUGUGGGAGUUUUUGUACAAGUUUGACCACAUGCUGGAGCUGUACGGGCUGAACAACGAGGAGUUUUUGAAGGAAGAGUUUAUGGUGUGCUAUGAGCUCUUGGACGUUAUGUUGGGUGAAAACGGCACGCCAAUGGAUACUGAUCCUGCCACGGUGAUCAAGAAGAUGUCUGUGAAACCUUCAAAGGAGACAAUAGAGAAUUUUGCCAUUUCUGUGCAGAACAAGAACUCUACUUUGCCUAAGAUCCCGAAAUUCCUACGACGUACCAGUAGCUUCUUAAAUCAAGAAUCCAGCAACAAUAGCAGUGGGGCGUUCAAUAUGGCAGGAGAAUUACCCUGGAGACCUAAGGGCAUAUCACAUAAGAAGAAUGAGAUUUUCCUCUAUGUCAAUGAGAAGAUCAGUAUCUUGGUAUCAAAGGAGGGGUCUAUCCUAAAGUCCUACGUGGAUGGAACAAUUGAUCUGGUGACACAUCUUAGCGGUACACCCGUGUGUCAAUUUGGGUUAAACGAUUCUUUGAGUGUGAAGAACGAUGACUACGGUGAUUCGUUUGACUAUAUUAAGAACAAGAAGGCAAUUCCAAAGGCAGCUGCUGGAUCGGUUUUACUAGAGGAUUGCAAAUUCCACCAAUGUGUCUCUUUGGAGAAGUUCGAUAAGGAUAGAAUAAUAAAAUUUGUUCCACCGGAUGGAUCAAUGGAGUUAAUGAAGUACCAUGUGAGAAGUAAUAUUAACUUGCCAUUCAAAGUCAGCCCCAUAGUUACAUAUUCUUCCUCUGGAACUGCAGUCGAGUAUAGAAUCACUUUGAAGUCUUUAUUCCCAAGCAAGCUUACCGCAAAGAACGUAACCAUGAAAAUUCCUGUCCCACCGGAAACGCUGGACUGUAAGAUUGACGUAUCCAAUGGCUCCUGCAAAUUUGCUCCAGAAGAGAAGGCAAUGUUGUGGACAUUCAAUAAAUACAAUGGUCUGACAGAGAAUACUUUGAGUGCGGUGACCAUCACAUCUAAAGAUGCACCAAGAUUGAACAUCCAACAAUGGCAAAAACCACCAAUAUCACUGGAUUUCGAGAUCAUGAUGUUUAGCAACUCAGGAUUGGUGGUGCGGUACUUUACUAUCAAGGAGUCUGAGAGAUACAAAACUGUCAAAUGGAUCCGUUACGUAUCAAAAUCUGGUUCCUACGAAAUACGUUAUUGA